Molecule: messenger RNA, 1227 nt
Organism: Odobenus rosmarus divergens (Pacific walrus)
Lineage: Eukaryota; Metazoa; Chordata; Mammalia; Carnivora; Odobenidae
Gene: SLC35E1
Product: solute carrier family 35, member E1
Exons: 6
Coding region: 1-1227 (408 amino acids)
Cellular component (GO): Golgi apparatus
Molecular function (GO): antiporter activity
Source: RefSeq, a predicted model, not a curated record
AUGGCGGCUGCGGCUGCGGUGGGCGCGGGCGCGGGGGGCCCGGGAGCGGCGGGCGGCGGGGGGGCGCGCGAGGGCGCGCGGGUGGCGGCGCUGUGCCUGCUGUGGUACGCGCUGAGCGCGGGUGGUAACGUGGUCAACAAGGUGAUCCUGAGCGCCUUCCCGUUCCCCGUGACCGUGUCGCUGUGCCACAUCCUGGCGCUGUGCGCGGGGCUCCCGCCGCUGCUGCGCGCCUGGCGCGUGCCCCCCGCGCCCCCCGUCUCGGGCCCUGGGCCCGGGCCGCAUCCGUCUCCCGGCCCGCUGCUGCCGCCGCGCUUCUACCCGCGCUACGUGCUGCCACUCGCCUUCGGCAAGUACUUCGCGUCCGUGUCAGCGCACGUCAGCAUCUGGAAGGUGCCAGUGUCUUACGCGCACACCGUCAAGGCCACCAUGCCCAUCUGGGUGGUUCUCCUGUCCCGGAUCAUCAUGAAGGAGAAGCAGAGCACCAAGGUGUACCUGUCACUCAUCCCCAUCAUCAGCGGCGUCCUGCUGGCCACCGUCACCGAGCUGUCCUUCGACAUGUGGGGGCUCAUCAGUGCCCUCGCUGCCACACUGUGCUUCUCGCUUCAGAAUAUUUUCUCCAAAAAGGUAUUGAGAGAUUCACGGAUCCACCAUCUCCGGCUCCUGAACAUCUUGGGCUGUCACGCUGUCUUCUUUAUGAUCCCCACGUGGGUCCUGGUGGACCUUUCAGCUUUCCUGGUCAGCAGCGACCUGACCUAUGUGUCCCAGUGGCCCUGGACGCUUCUGCUCCUGGCUGUCAGCGGCUUCUGUAACUUUGCCCAGAAUGUCAUCGCCUUCAGCAUCCUCAACCUCAUCAGCCCUCUGAGCUACUCUGUCGCCAAUGCCACCAAGAGAAUCAUGGUCAUCACGGUGUCCCUGAUCAUGCUGCAAAACCCAGUCACCAGCACCAAUGUCCUGGGCAUGAUGACAGCCAUCCUGGGGGUCUUUCUGUAUAACAAAACCAAGUACGAUGCCCAUCAGCAAGCCCGGAAGCACCUCCUCCCAGUCACCACGGGGGACCUGAGCAGUAAGGAGCACCAUCGGAGCCCCCUGGAAAAACCCCACAAUGGCAUCCUCUUUCCCCAGCACGAGGACUAUCAGUAUGGUCGCAACAACAUCUUAACAGACCACUUCCAGUACAGCCGGCAGAGUUACCCAAAUGCCUACAGUUUGAACCGUUAUGACGUGUAG